Sungouiella intermedia is the source of this 3069-nucleotide messenger RNA. The record is from the annotation of a GenBank genome assembly. NCBI's taxonomy places the organism in Eukaryota, Fungi, Ascomycota, Pichiomycetes, Serinales, Metschnikowiaceae.
AUGCCCCAAGAACUUAGGAAACUUCUACGGAAUAUCCUGGUGAGACCACCGAAGAAGUACACAGCAGCGUUGGUUGCCGAUAUUUUCCCGCAUGUCAAGUCUAAAGAAUCAUUAGAUGAUCUUCUCUACUCUGGAUAUUUCCAUGUCAUCUGGAAUUUCUUCCAUGCGGAUGUGACCAAUAACCAUUUGCAGUUGAUCCUCUUAAUUGCUUAUUAUGAGUUGGACUUCUGCAACCAGAGUUCAUGUUUGAAAACCUUGGCUUCAGACAAAUCGAAGCUUCAUGAUCUAGUGGUGAGAGUUUUACAGGCAACAAUGGACCCAUCUGCUAAUAACGUAACACUCAAGGGCUCUGCAUUUCUCUUUUUGAGUGCCUUAGUUCGCUAUGAUGUGUCUUUUCUUCGAGAAAACAAACUUUAUGCCAAAUGGAAUAACAAUGUUCUAGACCAGUAUCUCAGAACGUUUUCCUCGUUGGAAACGGUCCAAUACCCUAGUUAUGCAAAAUGUUUCAUCUACCUUUGCAUCUGCUGGGCUGUAUCUGACGAAGAAAUGAAGUCAAAGAUCAGAAAUUUGCAUGUUGCGCUGUUUUUCACCAGCGGUGGCAUGGGCGAAGCAUUGUCAAAAAGACUAGGCGACUUGCUCUCACUUGUUUGCUAUGAAGAGUCGGACUUCGUAUCAAACCAGGUUAUUUUUCAGGAUUUCGGUCCCAGCUUUGACUUCCUAACUCUAGCCUUCUCCAAACUAGAUGUUUCUCAUACUCAGUUGAAUGAAGCAUUAGAGGAUGUCGGAUCUGAACAACUCACAAAGAUUGCACGAGUGUUGAACAUUGGAAUCGAUUUACCUACUAAGUUUCUCGUUGAGGCAAUUACCACCAAGGUUCUUGGGCCCAGAAUUACAAGAUCCACGACCUUCCAGAUUUCCAGGUACACCGAAUUUGAUCUAUUUGAUCUCUUCGAUACAACAAAUCCUGAAUUAGCCAUUAAUCCACUUAUACCUUACACUUUGGAACUGAUAGAGGACAACAUUACAGAAUAUGAACAGCUGAUUCUAGCAUGGAAGGUGUCGAAGCAGAUCCACAACCAUUUAAUGUCAACACUUGGACGAUUAGCCAUCUCAGACGGAACCAAGGCAGAAGGAAUCAGAGGUAAAAGCAAAUAUUUCCAUAUUGUGGAGACAGCGGAAUUUACAGGAACUUUUGGCAACAUAACGAUCAAUGCACCUGUUGCCUCUUUGAGUGAUGCAGUGAUUCUAUUGGAUGUUCACCGGCCAAAUGAUCGUGACGAAAGACUGCGGAUCAAGAAGUUCGGCAUUCAGGCUGCUCGGGUAGCCAAAGUAUUGUCAUGUCUGGGGAAGCUGGUCAAAGUCCGUGUUGAACAUUUGGGUGAAGCUACAUACAAUGCCUUCAUCUCGCUCCCCGAAAAUGUUUCCACUCAUAACUUACGUCAACUCAACGAUGCGAUUAAAUGCUCUAAGAAGUCACCUAUAUUUGAAAACCAAGGGAAUCCAGACGAAUCUGCCAUCGAAGUGUUCCAUUUGAAAAUGGAUGUACUAGAAAACAUAGAAGGCGUGAAAUUCGAAGACAAAGACCACAGCCACAAACAUUUUCAAUACAACGGAGUCAAAUUCAAUUCCAAUUUUGCUAUGGGAAUGUUCACUUUGGGUGAAUCCCAUGCUUUAUUGGAGAUGCUAACUUCCAGAGUGCUGGUAGUCAAAGCAGAUACUAAUUCUGGCCGUUCUAGUUUGACCAACUGCUUUCUUCACACAUUGCAGCGCAACUGGCCAAAUGAAAGAUGUUUGGUGAUUUUACCUUCUCGGCUGGCGACUACCCAGUUCACGCUUUUUCCGGGUUUGGAGUCAGUAGUCAAAGUCGGUCUACUUCAGAAUGUUACUGAUGUCAUUCGCAGGAGAAGCGAACUUUUAAAGAAGGUGUCAGAAAUUAGUAAGAUUCUCAAGUUAGAUGAGUAUGCUUUCGACACAAAUGCGGUAAAUGCGCUUAUGCUUUUCACGGCACAUAUUGUUCCCAAGUGGGAGGAUUAUUUGAGUCUGCUAAAUAAGUCCAAGCGAGCUAUCGAGCGUUAUCCUUUCGAAAGGUUCAAUUUCGACGAAGAAGAAGACUAUGAGAUUAUGCUUACUGCAGUUCUGGAACAUUAUGCUGCCAUUAAGAAGACUUUUGCAGACCUACAGAAGUUACUUCCACUUGACAAGGUGGAUCAGGACGAUGUACAGGCAAUCCAGCAAUUUCUUGUCAAAACGUCAAAGUAUAUCAUUUCCAGUAUUGAGGACUUAAAGGCUCUGGAAAGCUUCGACAACAUCAUUAGUUUCUCAUCGUCACCAGAGGUACUUAUACCACUCGUCCAAGGAAGCAAGAGAGCGAUAUUCUUCACUCCAGAAUAUUAUGUUGGACUCAUCAAGUCUGCUGAAUCGGUAUCAAACAGCUCUGUAGAACUUUCUACUAUUGGAGUUCGAAAGGAAAUUGCUGCAUUGACUGGAAGCAAGUCUAGUGUUAAAUCAGAAUACAAUCCCGGCUUCAAGCACACUGUGCAACACAUCACUGUUCCGGAAGUAAAGAGCCAGGUUAAUAUCGAUGAAGCCAAAUACGCAGUUUAUCUUUUCCAGUAUUUUCGGCUUCUAGGUUACCCACACCAUCAACUUCUGGUGAUUGUUCAGUCUCCAUACAUGAAUAUUCUCAUAGAGGAAAUCCUCGAAGAACACAAGAUAUACAAAACUGACGUUGCUUGUGACGAUGCUAAAGGAUUCAAGUUUGGCUGGCCCUUAAUUCAGAGCUGUCAAAAUCCAUUCUCAUGUGACUACGCCAUUGUUCUGUGUCACCUGGGCCUCAGCAUGAGAGAAUACUUCGACGUUGCAAAAAGUGCCAGGCUCGGCCUUUACUUUAUAGGCUCCAGCUUGACGGCUCCAUACAAAAUAAGACUGGGAGAUUUAGAGGUCUACACGGGUGCACACUUUUCGUCGGGAAAAGACUCUCGAGCUAAAACUGAAGCCUAUGAGAUGGACGGAGCUGAACAUAUGGGAGAGUAUGUGGAGCAGAUGACAAAGACUCGGAUGGGUUGCUAA